Messenger RNA from Aquila chrysaetos chrysaetos, 2644 nucleotides. RefSeq lists its product as uncharacterized. The record is from RefSeq and is a predicted model, not a curated record. The transcript has 3 exons. The coding region runs from base 102 to 614 and encodes 170 amino acids. NCBI's taxonomy places the organism in Eukaryota, Metazoa, Chordata, Aves, Accipitriformes, Accipitridae.
UGCCUGCCUCCUGCAGCAGGGGAGGCUGCGAGCCGCCGCCGCGCCGGGCCCCGGCAGGUGGGCGAGCCGCACCGCACCAGGGCUGCUACGGGGUCUUCAACAUGGUUGGCAUUGCCACAGCUACCUUCCUGCAUGCGGCUCAGUGCAACAUCGUGUGGUGGUGUGGAAGAUGGACCCCGGAGGAGGGCAGAGCACGGAGGAGCCCGGCGGCGGGGACCCCAUCCGGGGGACCCCUUGGGUGCCGUGCAGCAGCUGGUGUUGUGAAUCAGGCCGUCACCAGUCGGAGAACGGCUACUUCACAACACCAGGGUCGCACCGCACCACGGUUCGACCGCCGGCCGGAGAGGAGCAGAGGUUCCCGCGGGCAGGCAGGGGAUGUGGAACACCUCCUGGCUGCCUCUGCCCAAGCCCAGACCUGCAAAGGUAAUCAGGUGCUCAACUCCUAUUUAGGCACCAGCCUCCCACUGAAGUCUGAAAUAGAAGUUAGGCCCCUAAAUAUCUCUGUGGGUCUGGCCCCGAGACCCUGCCUUGCUGUGCAGUGCAGAGCAGAGCUUCAGCAGGCACGGGGCAGUGCUGUCAGCAACACGGUCACUGCCUGUUUGCAUGCGGUGUGAACGCUAAGGAACGGGUAACUUUUAUUAAGCUGUGGCAAAUAGCGAAAAAAAACCCAAACAAAAACCCUUUGCGUGUUCCAUGUGUAUUUCUCCCUGACAGUCAUGUCUGUGGUCCUUGCCUGUGACUAGUCCUGAUCCUUUCCGUAUCUAGACACCUGAUCACAUGUUCUCUGUAAAAGAUGCUGUACAUACCAGGAAAAAAGCCAGACUCCUUGGAAAUGACACUAAAACAGCCCUAGGUGUGUUGUAAUGAAUGAAAAAGCACCAAAAAUAAACAGUGGGGUUGUCCAGAAGUGGUACGAACAGCUGCUGUCCUUAAAAUAGAGAAAACGUUUGAUUUUGCAUUGCUUAAGCAACCCCUCAUAAAUCAUUAGGCAUAGAGGGACAGCGAAGCACACUCAAACUGACCCUGUCUGGGUGUGUUUCAGGUCUGAAACACAGGCUCUUUCCUGCCUCUUCCCUUGCACUGCAACACCAGCAUGAUGUUAGUUUGAGGGGAGUGGGUUACAGCAGAGUGCUUUCCACCAAACCCGGGUCUUGUUCACGGAGGUCAGCACAAAGCUGAUGGCCAUAUACAAUCCCUUAAGUCAAACUGAAACACUGUUCAGUUUUGAUCUCUGAAAGCAGCUAUCUGCCCUUGGACUUGGGAUGGGGUUUUCUCUGGUGGGUUUUCCCUUCUUCCCACCCCCCAAGAUAGUCUAGCUGUAUGCUCUUAGGUGGGUGUUGGCUGGCUGUUCUCUUGUAUGACAUAAAACACUGGAAAUGUCUAAAACAAAGAGUGGAGAAAUGCAGAAAGCAAACAAUCAAGGUAACAGAACUGAUGAGGGAUUUUUUUUUAAGUUUUCUUCAUUAUCCUAAUUCAUCUGAUUGAAGCUGCCAGUAAAAAUGACUUAAAUACCAUCCUGGAUGUAUGAUUGCUGGCGGGGAGAUAGACGUAGGGGAGAUUCAGGAUAUACACAAGAUCAGAAAUAGCAUGGGACAGCCUGGAAAUGCAAAUGAAAGGAGACAAAGAUGGUUACGUUAGACCCACCCUAAUCUUUCUGUUCAGGUGGGCUUCCUACAGAAGUAACCCUGAAUUCCUUUCAUAGCAAAAGGUCCACAGCAACGUAAGAGAUAUAUGGGAGGCUCACUCAUACAUUAGGAGAGGGCAGCCUGUUGAUGCAGGCUAGCAUUGGGUUGUUUUCAUUGAUUAGAGGAAAAGCAAGACUGUAUUUCUAGUUCAGGCACUAUGGCAAGGAGUAUGAAUCUGUCGACCUAACAUGCAAGAAGUCUGUUUUAUUAAACUUGUUCUCUGCUAACACAAACUGUGUGCUCUGUGUGGUAGUCUCAUUGUUCAUUAUAACCUUGUUUUAAAGCUCGAUACCUUUCACUCCAGGGUUUGUUUCAUGGGGUAAAUUACACAAUUCUUUAGAAACAGGAGGCAACAAUGAAAUAACCCCAAUAACGCCUGUACACACUGGUUUAUGUAGCAGCUAUUCAUAUAUAGAACUAAACACCAUUUCAUCUUCUCUUGAGAGCCAGAAACCUGUUUCACCUACUCAGCUUCUGUCAGUAAAUACACAUAACAUUUGAAAUAGGUUAAUGCUUAAUAUCCACUGCCAGGUGACCUGAUAGACUACUUCCGUACUUCUCCAAGUAUGAUAUGUGGAGACAGGUCAUUUUCAGUUCCCUUUGUUAAAGAAUUUUCUCGGGAACAUCACACUUUGGAGGUACUUUUGGGGCAUUUAUUGUACUCCCUGUUUCUAACUUGAAUCCAUCACACUUUAUGCUCUUCUAAAGUGAUUUCCUAGCAAAUUAAUGCAUGCCAUAAUGUAGGACUGCUACUGAAAGUCAAGCACUCCUGCUUGUCAUUAAGGAGCGUGAUCGUGUCAUUUUGUGAGGUGGAUUGCAGGCUGAAUAGCCAACCAUCAGCUUCAGGUGAUGGAAGCAAUUUCUGUUUGCUCCCUUCAGCAGUUAGAAGUACUUGAUGUUAGCAUGUGCUGCAGUGAAAGGUGAAUGCACAAAAUAAAUAGUUCAAUAUGAGUUAUAAA